AUGGCGAUCGCCAUAGGAAAACUGGGCUAUGCAAGCUACCGGGGCAAAGUCUAUAAGAAGAAUGACCAAGCCAGAUACACGUAUUCGUAUAAAUGCGAGGCAAGAGCUUUCGUCAACACCCUCGCCACCAACGAGUUCUUCAAGUCAAGACUUCUUCGCGAGAUGAAGAGAGUGAUCGACCUGUUAUCCGAUCCAUUCUGCGAACUUUUUUCGCCGUUAACAAUCAACUACGACCUCGUCGAGGUAAAAGACGGCCGCUGUUGGUCCAUCAGCCGGCGGGACUUUGCUGAAGAUGCCAUUGAGGAGCAACAGGUGGGAAAGAUCUCGCCGAGAGCAUUCUGUUCCUUCGACUCUGCAAGAGAUCCUGAUCCAAAGUACUUUCGAGAAGUCUUAGGGAACAGCCUAAGCCCGCAGGAGUUGGCGAAGUUCUGUGACGAUUUCCUAAAGCUGCUUCUCUACAAUAAAAAACAGCACAAAGACAAGGUGCCGUGUUUGGUAGGCGAUGCCAACAGUGGAAAGACGAGUUUGUUCAUGCCCAUUCUAGGCCUCAUCCAUCACGGCAACGUGGCCACGGUGACAAAGCAGAAAGCGUUCAAUAAAUCAAUGAUAACGCCCUUCACUGAAGUGAUAUUCAUCGACGAAGCCACCGAAUGCACGCUUGAUAUUGACGAUUGGAGGAUCCUGACUCAGGGUGGGUAUGCCGCUCACGACGUGAAAUAUCAAAGUGCCCGGGCAUUCAUCAACCGCUGCCCCAUGCUGAUCACCUCACAAAGGAAGCUUGAGUUCGGUCCCGCCGAUCAGCCUGCCAUGGAGAGGAGGUUAGGAACCUACACCUUCAGAAGCCUGCCCCGGCCAAAAAAGAAGGCGUCCAACUGGAUGAGAACGCAUCCCAUGGAUUGCGUCCUAUGGGCAGCGCAAAAGGAAGGAAGGUGUGCUGCGCGAAGAAGAGAAGGCAGAGAUUCAGUCAAUGUCACUGCCGGUGCUUUUGGCCAAAGAGAUACCAGCGGUCGACACGUCAGACGAAGAAAAUCCAGAGGACGAGAGCGACGGCGAUUCAGUUUCGUCUUCAUCCUCACAGGCAGAUCGUACGGCGCAUUUACGAGAUCUCCUUGAGAAGACACAGCCGGGUUGCCUGCGCCACAGACAGCUCGCGCAGAUGCUGAGGACCGAGGAGCACAAAAAAAGGGAAGAAGAAAGGUCACGA
Messenger RNA from Porites lobata, 1204 nucleotides. Lineage: Eukaryota; Metazoa; Cnidaria; Anthozoa; Scleractinia; Poritidae. The record is from the annotation of a GenBank genome assembly.